GGACGGAGGUUGAUGGAGGUGGCGGAGCUUGGCAUGUAAAUCCAACGGCUAGUCCCACCCACUUUUGCUCUGCCGCCGGAGUGGACUUGCGAUGGCGGGGUUGUUUCCGCGGCACCAGGCUCUUUACAAGGGCCUCCGGACCCCACCGUGGAAGGAGACUUUCCGGCAGCGCUGUGUGGAGAGACUGAAAAGUAGUCGGGCCAGGCUUCUAGAAAGAUAUCGUCAAGUCGGAGAACAUGGAGCUCACAGACCAAAUGAAGCCUUGCUGGUACAGGAAGUGAUGGAAGUUGAAUGGAAAGUUUUGCAGUCUGUAGAUGCUCAACUACCCUCUCUCAGAAAGCAAUAUUCUUCCCAGAUGCUUGAAGAACUGGCUGUAUUGGAUGAAAUCCAGCAGGAGCUGAUCUUGCAAGAACAGUUGGCCGCAGAAGAGUAUGAGCGAAGCCUGCAGUUUGAUGAGGAGUGCCUCAACGCAAUGCUUGCUGGCUUGGAUGCAGAGCACCACAUCAUCUGUCCUGUUUGUAGAAGGAACAAUCUCAGUGUGAUGAGUAGCAAGGUCGUGUGCCAGUGUGGAUUGUGCAUCUAUACCCUGGGGAUGACUGCGGAAAAGCUCCAGUUGCUCUUAGAGGAAUGCCUGAUGGAACAUAGUCAACACUGUCAGCAUUGUCCUGAAUUCACUGUAACUAAUAUGAUGGAAGGAGAAGCUAAUCUUCUUAUGAGCUGUCAGGCUUGUGAUUCCUGGACAGUGAUUUUUUAAUUUCAUCUGUUGUAACACUACUGUGGAAAGACAACACUGCUAAGUCUUUUUCCCCUCUUCCGAGAAGGAUGUGUAUGUAUAUAAUACCCACAAUGUAUAUAAGAACAAAAAUGUCCUCUAUUUUUUAAAAUUUAACUGGAUCUAUGCUAUAUUUUGCAAACUGCUGAUGAAUAAACUCUCUCCUUUUGUGAUAAGAGCUGGGGAUUAUAGGUCUCGAGCAGACUUUUCUGAGUGCAGCACUUCUUUGUACAAAUUCUUGGAAAUUUUGAUCCAGAUUACGUGUACUUUCAUAAGGGAUUAAGAGCACUACUGUGUAUGAAGAAGCACCUGUUUCCACUUGGUGACAUUUUUGUUUAAAGGAGCUCAGAUAACAGAAGGGGAUGGAUAUAUUUCAUUCUCGGAUGUAUCUAAAGACCAGGGCCAACCACUAUACAGCUAAGGUUGGCCAACAUAUCACUCACAAGCUCUGAGUGUUUCUGUCAAACAACACUGGCUAGUGGUCUGAUUGAGUAUUGAAAGCAGCCUCAUGUGUGUCAUCCUUCUAAUAACACAUGGAAAUAAAGUUGGUGUUUUCCUGCGGUGAGCAGCUGUUCCUUCCUCCCAAAUAUGCUGGUGAACUUCAGAGCUGUGAUUAAAAAAAAGGGGGGGGGGAGGGUGAAAUUAGCUUCCCCAAUAACUAGGAAGACUGUGGCAGUCCUACUAUAUCUUUUUAGAGGAAAGAAACUCCUUAUUCCCACAAAAGGGUUUUUAGCCUGGCCUCCUUUUGUCCAAAGAAUACUGCGUGCCCGUAAGCUAAGCAGUGGCAUAAAGAUCCACUCUAAUGGAAAUUAGAGGCUGUUUUAGUGGAGUUCCAUGGGAGGGCUGUUGUUGUGGUGGUUCCCCAGUUUUGGAAAAUCCCAGCAUUUUGGUUCAGGGAACUCUUUGAUAUAUAAGCUGGUUCAUUACUCAAGUAUGGUUUUUUUUACUUAUUUUAAGAGUCACCUUAAGUUUGCUUUGUUGGUAGAAAGGCAGGGUAUCAAAUAAAACAACAUUGCAGUGGUUCCCUAAUGCAGAUGCUAUGUAUAGCCUUCUGCAGGAUCGUAAUGGAAUUUAGCCUUCAAUGUAUACCAGCUGUUUGUUUUCUCAGUAACCUGUUUUGGGUACAAGAUGAUGGCAACUGGGGUGCUUUCCUCCUCACUGCUAUAUUCACUGGCUUUAAGGGAUUGCAGGAAAAUAUUGGUCAAUACUGGCCAAGAGAGAUCAGAUAGUAUAAAAAAAAAUCCCAUAUAAAAUACUAUAUUGUUUAAACACUGACAAACUGGGAUAGACGGGCAAGAAUAUACCAACAGGUUUAUUUCUACUUCCCACAUUUUGGAGGAAAUGUUCUCCUUUCAAAUGUUCUUUGAAAUCAAGUAAUAAAGAUUACCUUAUGGUAGGCAAGCAAUACCUGAUCCAGAUAAAAGGUCACUUUGUAGUUCCCUCUAUCUUCUUGAAAGUAGCAUGACAUUGAUGCAGUACUCCCACUACAAUGUGUAAUAUAAAUCAGGUACUUCGAUUUGCUUCCCCCCCCCCCUUCACCAGCUUUAAAAGAUCCAACUCAAGUCAGAUGCAAAACAGUGGCUCGGAUAAAUAAGUUGGCCUAAUUCAUAUUAUAUACUAGUCUCAGGGUUUUAUCCCUGAAGAUACAGCAUGUUUGCACUAAUACACCAAAUGUGUUCAUUCCUGCCAGUAUCAGUUUUCAUCAUAGUGUCAUAUGCCCCACUUCUCUCUGUGGGACUGUUUUUUUAAAUGCUGAUUCAGUAUACUGCAGUCAUGCUAUUGAUUACAGCUAGUUUUAAGGAGCAUAUGUUGGUUCAAACAGUUCCAUUGCUGUUUUGAGCCACCAAAAGGUCAAUGUAACUCCCCUUUCUCUUACCCUUCUGCCAACAAAUGAAAAAGGAUUUCUUCAAAUAGUCUUUGGUGUAUAAACUGGGUACCUAGGUGGGUACUGUUCAUUAAUAAUAUUCUGAUUAUUUUAAUUAUGGGGUUUUUUACUUUCAGUAUUGUUGAUCAACUUGAGUUUUGUUAGUUGGAAAGGCAGAAUAUAAUUUAAGAAAUA
Messenger RNA from Candoia aspera, 2831 nucleotides. It is a transcript of the gene RPAIN, whose product is annotated as RPA interacting protein. Bases 92 to 754 code for a protein of 220 amino acids. NCBI's taxonomy places the organism in Eukaryota, Metazoa, Chordata, Lepidosauria, Squamata, Candoiidae. The record is from RefSeq and is a predicted model, not a curated record. Gene Ontology annotation, cellular component: nucleus; PML body. Gene Ontology annotation, biological process: protein import into nucleus. The transcript is spliced from 7 exons.